Torulaspora delbrueckii is the source of this 294-nucleotide messenger RNA. RefSeq names its product Isd11p (gene ISD11). NCBI's taxonomy places the organism in Eukaryota, Fungi, Ascomycota, Saccharomycetes, Saccharomycetales, Saccharomycetaceae. The coding region runs from base 1 to 294 and encodes 97 amino acids. Gene Ontology annotation, biological process: iron-sulfur cluster assembly. The record is from RefSeq and is a predicted model, not a curated record. Gene Ontology annotation, cellular component: mitochondrion; L-cysteine desulfurase complex. The transcript has a single exon.
AUGUCCGCUACCCCAACAAGAGGCCAAGUUUUGAAGCUUUACAAGCAGUUUAUGAAAAAUGCUAGACAGUUUAAUGAUUACAAUUUUAGAGAAUACUUCAUCAGAAGGGCGAGAAUCGGUUUCAAGGAGAAUAAGGACGUACACGAUUCACAGAAAUUAAACACUUUGUUCAAAGAGGCACAACGUGACCUUGGUGUGUUAAAGAGACAGUCUGUGCUAUCACAGAUGUACACUUUUGACAAGCUAGUGGUUGAACCUCUGAUUAAGAGUCACGGACAUAGCAGAGGACUAUAA